AUCUGUGAAACUCCUAGCCUAGAAGGCAGACCUAUAAAGAAGUCUGUGAAAAUGUGAAUACUAUGCCAAGUGCUAUGGGAAGGCAGAAGAGGAGCUGUAAAAUUGGCUUGGAUGCAAACUCAAAUGGCAAAGGGGCCAGACAGAUAAUGCAAGACAAACACAGAGCAUUUGUACUCAGGGUACACAUUCUCCUUCCAUUUGACUGGGACGCUGGAUAAACCUCUAGAAAAUGGCCACUCAGGAGGAGGCAGCUGAAGAGAGGAUUUCCCAGUAUGAUUAUGCUUGGCUCCCGGAACUGUCUGCUCUUCUGGGCAUAGAUGCAGUUCAAUAUGCAAAGGAAGCAGAAAAACAGGAGCAGAAAGAUCGAGAACAAAUGCAAAAAGGCUUUAACUCAGAAAUGCGCAGUGAAGCAAAACGGUUAAAAACUUUCGUGACCUAUAAGUCCGACUGCUCGUGGACACCACAGGAGAUGGCAGCAGCUGGAUUUUAUUUCACUGGCGUAAAAUCUGGGAUUCAGUGCUUUUGCUGUAGCUUAAUUCUGUUUUGUACCAGCCUCCGGAGACUCCCCAUAGAAGACCACAAGAAGUUUCAUCCAGAUUGUGAGUUCCUUUUGGGCAAAGAUGUUGGUAACAUUGCCAAGUAUGAUGUGAGAGUUAAGAAUCCAGAGAAGCUAAGAGGAGACAAAGCAAGGUACCAAGAAGAGAAGGCCAGACUCGAGUCCUUCAAGGACUGGCCAUUUUAUGUCCACAGGAUAUCCCCAAGGGAGCUUUCAGCGGCUGGCUUUGCCUUUACAGGUAAACGGGACACUGUACAGUGUUUUUCCUGUGAUGGCUGUUUAGGAAAUUGGGAAGAAGGAGAUGAUCCUUGGAAGGAACAUGCCAAAUGGUUCCCUAAAUGUGAAUUUCUUCGAAGUAAGAAAUCCUCAGAAGAAAUUACUGAGUAUAUUCAAAGCUACAAGGGAUUUGUUGGCGUCACGGGGGAACAUUUUGUGAAUUCCUGGAUCAAGAGAGAUUUACCUAUGGCACCAGGUAUAAAGGACAUCAUCCAGUGUUUUCUCUGUAGAGGAUGUUCAGAAAAGUGGGAGGAAGGUGAUGACCCAUUAGAAGAUCACACCAAACAUUUUCCUAAUUGUCAGUUUCUCCAAAAUAUAAAGGCCUCUGCAGAAGUGAUUCCAGACCUUCAGAGCCAUGGUGAACUUUCUGAAUUAACGGAAACCACAAGUGAAAGCAAUCUUGAAGAUUCAGCAGCAGUUAGUUCUAUCGUGCCAGAGAUAGCCCAGUGGUUUCAGGAGGCAAAGAGUCUGAGUGAGCAACUGAGAAAAGCCUACACCAAUGCCAGUUUCCGCCGCAUGUCUUUGCUUGAGGUGUCUUCUGGUCUAGCCACCAACCAUUUGCUGGGUUGUGAUCUGUCCCUUGCUUUAAAGCACAUCAGCACUCCUGUGCAAGAGCCUGUGAUGUUGCCUGAGGUCUUUGCCAACUUGAACUCUGUCAUGUGUGUGGAGGGUGAAGCUGGUAGUGGAAAGACAGUCUUCCUGAAGAAAAUAGCUCUUCUGUGGGCAUCAGGAUGCUGUCCCUUGUUAAACAGGUUCCAGCUGGUCUUCUAUCUCUCCCUUAGCUCCACCAGACUGGACCAGGGGCUGGCCAACAUCAUUUGUGACCAACUCCUAGAGACAGAAGGAUCUGUUACUGAAAUGUGCCUGAGGAGUAUCAUCCAGCAGUUAAAGAAUCAGGUGUUAUUCCUUUUGGAUGACUACAGAGAAAUGUGCUCAGUCCCUCAAGUCUUACAAAAACUGAUUAAAAAAAACUACUCAUCAAGGACCUGUUUAUUGAUUGCUGUCCAUACAAACAGGGCCAUCCGCCAAUACCUAGAUACUAUUCUUGAGAUCAAAGUGUUUCCCUUCUUUAAUACUAUCUGUAUAUUACGGAAGUUCUUUCCACACAAUAUACCCCUCCUGCAAAAGUUUAUGAUUCACUUCAGCUUAAAUUCAAGUUUGCAGGGAAUUCAGAAAACUCCUCUUUUCGUAGAAGCAAUCAGUGCUUAUUGGUUUCCGUAUCCUUUUGUCCAAUCCUUUGAUGAUGUGGCUGUUUUCAAGUCCUAUAUGGAAUGCCUUUUCUUAAAGCACAAAACUUCAGGUGAACUUCUCAAAGCAGUUGUGUCCUCCUGUGGUGUGCUGGCUUUAAAAGGGUUCUUUUCAUCUCGCUUUGAGUUUAGUGACGAUGACCUUAUAGAAGCAGGGGUCGAUGAAGCUGAAGAGUUAACCAUGUACCUGAUGAGUAAAUUCACGGCCCAGAGACUGAGGCCAGUCUAUCAGUUUUUAGACCCUGCAUUCCAAGAAUUUCUUGCUGGGAUGAAGCUGAUUUUACUCUUGGAUUCCGAUAGGCAAGAAGAUCAACAUUUGGGGCUUUAUUAUUUGAAACAAAUUAACUCAUCCAUGAUGACUAUAAGUUCCUGUAACAACUUUUUGAAGUAUGUCUCCUGCUACCCUUCAACAAAAGCGGCGCCAAAAAUUGUGUCUCACUUGCUUCAUUUGGUGGAUAAUAAAGAAUCAUUGGAGAAUAUAUCUGAAAAUGAUGACAAACUGAAGCACCAUCCGGAAGUUUUUGAGAGGGAGCUGUUAUUAAGGCAGCUGUUCUGUCAGUCAUCUCCAGGUUACUUUUCAGUGGUUUCAAAACAUUUACUGGUUCUUGCCUUAAAAAUUGCAUAUCAAAGCAAUAGUGUCGCUGCAUGUUCUCCAUUUAUUUUGCAAUUCCUCCAAGGGAGAACCCUGACUUUGGAUGUGCUUAAGUUACACUAUUUUUUUGACCACCCAGAAAGCCUGUUACUGUUAAGGAGCAUCCAGUUCUCCAUAAGAGGGAAAAAAAGGUCACCUAGAGUAGAAUAUUCAGUCCUGGAAACAUGUUUAGACAAAUCACAGGCACCAACUAUAGAUCAAGACUAUACUUCUGCCUUUGAACCUCUGGAUGAAUGGGAGCGGAAUUUAGCUGAAAAAGAAGAAAACGUGAUGAGGUUUCUGGAUAUGCAACGCAAUGCACCACCAGACAUCAACACUGGCUACUGGUUACUUUCUCCAAAGCUUUACAAGAUUCCUGUGCUGGAAGUCCACGUAACUGACAGUGACGGUUUGGACCAGGAGAUGCUCCGGGUUCUAAUGGCAGUCUUCUCAGCUUCACAGCACAUUGAACUUCUUUUAAUGAACUGCAGGGGUUUUAUUGAAAGCCUCCGCCCGGCUCUUGAACAGUAUAAGGCCUCUUUCACCAAGUGCUCCAUAAGCAAAUUUGAGCUGACUGCGGUAGAACAGGAAUUGCUUCUCAACCUGUCUUCCCUGGAAUCUCUUGAAGUUUCAGGGACAACCCACGUACAAGAUCAACUCUUUCCUAAUCUGGACAAGUUCCCAUGCCUGAAAGAAUUGUUUGUGAAUCUGGAUAAAGAAAAUGUUUUCUCAGUCAUUUCUGAAGAAUUCCUAAAUCUCCACUAUAUGGAAAAAUUAUUAAUCCAAAUUUCAGGGGAGGAUAGUCCUUCCAAACUAGUUAAAUUAAUUCAGAAUUCUCCAAACCUUCAUGUUUUCCAUCUGAAAUGUAAUUUCUUUUCGGAUUUUGAGUCUCUCAUGACUGUACUGGCUUCCUGCAAGAAACUCAAAGAAAUUAAGCUUUCUGGAGCAUUUUUUAAAGCCAUCCCAUUUGUCAUCACUUUGCCAAAUUUUACUUCUCUGAAGAUAUUAAAUCUUGAAUUCCAACAAUUUCCUGAUAAGGAAACAUCUGAAAAUUUUGCCUACACUUUAGGUUCUCUUAAUAACCUGGAAGAAUUGAUCCUUCCUACUGGGGAUGGGAUUCAUCAGGUGGCCAAACAGAUCAUCCAGCAGUGUCAGCAUCUUCAACAUCUCCGAGUUCUCUCAUUUUUCCAAACUUUGAAUGAUGACAGUAUAAUGGAAAUUGCCAAGGUAGCAAUCAAUGGAGGAUUCCAGAAACUUGAGAACUUAAAUCUUUCAAUCAAUCACAAGAUUACAGAGGAAGGAUAUAGAAAUUUCUUUCAAGUACUAGACAACCUGCCAAACUUGCAAGAGUUGACUAUUUCCAGGCAUUUCACAGAAUGUAUCAAAGCUCAGGCCACAACAAUCAAGUCUUUGAGUCAAUGUAUGUUACGGCUGCCAAGCCUCAUCAGACUUAACAUGUUAAGCUGGCUCCUGGAUGCAGAAGACAUCACACUGCUUACUUCUACGAAAGAAAGACAUCCUCAAUCUAAACUCUUAACUGUUUCCUGGAGAUGGGCACUGCCAUUCUCUCCAAUCAUUCAGAAAUAGAUUGAGCCAGAUACUGCUGACUCAAGAAAAUUUUUGUCAACAAUUCUAAAAACAUAAUUAUUCAAAAACAUUAAAUAUUAUAUACAGAAGAAUAUCUGUAAAAUAUGUAAGGCAUAUGUAAAAAAAAAACACAA
Molecule: messenger RNA, 4431 nt
Organism: Rhinolophus ferrumequinum (greater horseshoe bat)
Lineage: Eukaryota; Metazoa; Chordata; Mammalia; Chiroptera; Rhinolophidae
Gene: NAIP
Product: NLR family apoptosis inhibitory protein
Exons: 15
Coding region: 230-4297 (1355 amino acids)
Biological process (GO): pyroptotic inflammatory response; detection of bacterium; inflammatory response
Cellular component (GO): IPAF inflammasome complex
Molecular function (GO): ATP hydrolysis activity; ATP binding; cysteine-type endopeptidase inhibitor activity involved in apoptotic process
Source: RefSeq, a predicted model, not a curated record